This is a messenger RNA of Exophiala viscosa, 1466 nucleotides long. RefSeq names its product vacuolar membrane protein-domain-containing protein. Lineage: Eukaryota; Fungi; Ascomycota; Eurotiomycetes; Chaetothyriales; Herpotrichiellaceae. The transcript has a single exon. Gene Ontology annotation, cellular component: membrane. The record is from RefSeq and is a predicted model, not a curated record. Bases 180 to 1331 code for a protein of 383 amino acids.
CACCAGCGGCUAGCGGUCAGUGCCCUCCUCAUGUUACAGUAGUAGUGAAAAGCUACACCUUCAUUGCCUGCACUAAGUACUACAUCGACUUACAUCAGGAAGGCUGAUUUCCUCGUUCUUCUCAGCAGCCUGAGAUUGGCAUCUUCGUAUGCGACAAUAGCGACAGCGUUGGUGUGUACAUGCAGCCUCCAGACGCGAUCCCCUCUAUAACGGCCCUCUACGAUGCUGUUGAAACUGCCUCGGUAUCAUACACUCUUCCUUCGUCAAUUAUGACGACCACCACAAGCCUUCUCUUCAGCAUAGCGACAGCUGCUGCGACAGCUGGUCAGGACUUUACAAUCCCACAAGGCGUAGGCAUACCAUCGCUUGCCACAUCACCGAGCGACUCCGACGAUGAAAGCAGUGGCGAAUGCAAGCUACUCGGACCGUUCGCUAUCUUGGUUCAAACAGCGCUCGGUCUUCUCGCAUUAUCAUCCUUAGUGUUCAAGAGAUGGAGGGAGAGACCACAACGACCACUCAAGGUCUGGAGUUUUGACGUGUCCAAGCAAGUUGUGGGAUCAAUUCUCCUGCACUUGGCCAAUCUAUUGAUGUCCAUGAUCUCGUCUGGACAAUUCGACGAUUUAGCGAAGGCAGCAGCAACCACCUUGAUGGCCGAUGCUAGCGUCGAUUACCAACCGAAUCCUUGCUCUUUCUACCUGCUCAAUCUGGCUAUCGACACGACGCUUGGAAUACCAAUCCUGAUUUGUACCCUCAAGGUUCUUACUAUCGGAGCAAGUUAUACACCUCUCGCGAUCCCGCCAGAAUCAAUCGAGUCCGGACACUAUGGAACCCCGCCCAAGGCCGGCUGGUGGCUCAAGCAGUGUCUGAUCUACUUUGUGGGCCUUUUGGGUAUGAAAGCUUGCGUUUUUCUCAUAUUCCAUCUCUGCCCAUGGCUAGGACGGGUAGGGGACUGGGCGCUGCGAUGGACGGAGGGCAACGAGGCACUUCAGAUUGCAUUCGUCAUGCUUAUUUUCCCGUUGAUUAUGAAUGCGCUGCAAUACUACAUCAUCGACACAUUCAUCAAGGACAACAAGAAGGAAGCGGACUCAGACGAGCAGGCAGAACACGGGGAAGCAGAAGAGCAUGGAAGUCUGCUGGCGGAGGAAGUUGAGGGGUCCGGUUCGUCGAUCGACGCAGACGAGGACAAAGCUUCGACGACAAAGCCCAAAUUACAGUCCAACAUCGAUCAUACCGAACCCGACAAAGAUGCUUCAGCUGAUCGGAUUGAUGGAAGCAGUAGCCUUCUGGAACACGCGGAGGAAGAAGGCAUUGAACACAGACCACGCAUAUGAACAUCGAAAUGAAAUUGAGUUGUGCCAUAAGUUAGCGGUAGCGUUAUAUUGUAUUUGACAUGUUUAUAUUGUGGCUACUUUUCGGCCCAUCUGGGUUUUUCUAUAGCGUACAAGUCACUUACAUACGACGUCCAG